Strongylocentrotus purpuratus (purple sea urchin) is the source of this 1035-nucleotide messenger RNA. It is a transcript of the gene polr2c, whose product is annotated as DNA-directed RNA polymerase II subunit RPB3. Gene Ontology annotation, molecular function: protein dimerization activity; DNA-directed RNA polymerase activity. Lineage: Eukaryota; Metazoa; Echinodermata; Echinoidea; Camarodonta; Strongylocentrotidae. Gene Ontology annotation, biological process: DNA-templated transcription. The transcript is spliced from 7 exons. Gene Ontology annotation, cellular component: RNA polymerase II, core complex. The record is from RefSeq and is a predicted model, not a curated record. Bases 95 to 922 code for a protein of 275 amino acids.
AACGAGCUGAAUCCGUCGAUAGUCGCGAGCCGCGUCGCAGACAUUUCUUGGACAGUUUCUGCAGAUGUUCGUCUGAAAUUACGAUAAAGAGAAUAUGCCUUACGCCAACCAGCCAACGAUACAGCUUACGGAGCUCACAGAUGACAAUGUAAAAUUCAUAAUCGAAGACACUGAUCUCAGUGUUGCCAACAGUAUCAGGAGGACUAUCUUGGCUGAGGUUCCCACCAUAGCUAUUGACUGGGUGGAAAUUCAAGCUAAUAGCUCCGUUCUGCAUGAUGAAUUCAUUUCUCAUAGAGUUGGUCUCAUCCCACUGACAAGUGAUGAAGUAGUUGACAAACUCAACUUCAACAGGGACUGUGGAUGUGAGGAGUUUUGUUCGGAUUGCUCAGUAGAGCUGUCACUAGAUGUGAAGUGUACGGAUGAUCAGACACGUCAUGUUACCUCUAGGGAUCUCCUCUCAAGUAACCAGAAAGUUGUCCCGGUUCCGUCAAGAAAUCAGGAAUCGAGUGACUAUGGUGAAGUAGAUGACAUCCUGAUCGUGAAGCUGAGGAAAGGGCAGGAGCUGAGGUUACGAGCUUAUGCCAAGAAAGGUUUUGGUAAAGACCACGCCAAAUGGGUCCCCACUGCGGCCAUUGCUUUUGAAUACGACCCUGAUAACAUUAUGAGGCAUACAGUCUACCCUAAACCAGAGGAAUGGCCCAAGAGUGAAUUCACAGAAGUAGAUGAAGACACAGCCCAGGGCAAGUUUGAUGGCGACGCUGUUCCUAACAAGUUCUUCUUCAAUGUCGAGUCUAUCGGUGCUCUGACGCCUGAAAACAUUGUCUUCUCUGGAUUGUCUGUACUGAAGAAGAAACUGAGUGAUCUCCAGACGCAGCACAGCCAUGAAGCACAGGCACAGGCCGAGGGAUUAGCCAUCAACUGAGGAAUGAAGGGUGGUGUUUGUUUGUUUGUUUGUUUGUAAGAAUUCAGGAUUAUUCAAGACUCUAAGUUCUGAGAUCAGUAGAAGAGACAGAGAGAGAGAUCAUAAGAGAGAGA